CUUCAGACACGCGCUGCGCGUGCUCUCACCCCGGCGCGCGACUGUCACUUCCGUGUCGGCGUGUCUCGACGUCACGCGGAGUGUGAAGCAGGAAACGCGGAUGUGUUGCGCGUAAUCUUCAUCUACAGCCGUGUUGUGGUCCAUAUGUCAAAGCCAAAUUCUCACCCACGCUGAUCUGACACAUCGGGUUGGACAGAACCGGGUGGAGAAAUGCCUGCGGGUGUUUGUGGAUGCUGCGGUCCUCUCCGACCGCGCUACAAGCGGUUGGUGGACAACAUUUUCCCAGAGGACCCCAAGGAUGGACUGGUGAAAUCCGAUAUGGAAAAGUUGACGUUUUAUGCCGUCUCGGCUCCAGAGAAACUGGACCGCAUUGGCGCAUACCUCGCAGAACGUCUCAGCAGAGAUGUUGUUCGACAUCGCUACGGGUAUGUGGUUAUAGCGAUGGAGGCCUUGGAUCAGCUGUUGAUGGCUUGUCAUUCUCAGAGCAUCAAGCCCUUUGUGGAAAGCUUCUUGCACAUGGUGGCCAAAUUGCUGGAGUCCAGAGAGCCAGAUUUACAAGUGCUGGGCACCAAUUCAUUUGUGAAGUUUGCAAACAUUGAGGAGGACACGCCCUCUUACCACCGGAGAUACGACUUUUUCGUCUCGCAGUUCAGUGCCAUGUGCCACUCCACACAUGAGGACCCCGAAACUCGCAGAAGGAUCCGUGUGGCAGGAAUUAAGGGUCUUCAGGGUGUCGUGAGAAAGACCGUUAAUGAUGAACUUCAGGCCAUCAUCUGGGAACCUCAGCACAUGGAUAAACUCAUCCCCUCCAUGCUGUUCAACAUGCAAGAUAAUGAGGACUCGGAGAGGGCUGGAGAGGAAAAUCCAGCUGCACUGGCUGAGAGCUGCUUUCGAGAGCUCCUGGGUCGAGCCGCUUACGGCAACAUGAACAACGCUGUGCGUCCUGUACUGGUGCAUCUAGACAACCAUGGCCUGUGGGACCCAACCGAUUUCGCCGUUCCCUGCUUCAGGAUUAUCAUGUACUCGAUACAGGCCCAGCAUUCUCACCACGUGAUCCAGCAAGUGUUGUCUCACCUUGACACCCACAGUAAGAACACUCCACGUGUGAGGGCAGGUAUCGUUCAGGUGCUGCUGGAGACGGUUGCCAUAGCAGCCAAAGGCUCUAUUGGUCCCACAGUGCUGGAGGUGUUUAACACCCUACUGAAGCAUCUCCGAAUGAGUGUGGAUUUUGAACUAGGCGACAGUUCCCGCAGGAACUCGGCGAGCAGUCAGUCCUCCUCUCGCACGAAAGAGAGCGAGGAGCGCAUUGUUCAGAAUGCCAUCAUACAAACCAUAGGUUUCUUUGGAGGAAAUCUUCCGGAUUAUCAGAGAGCAGAAGUCAUGAUGUUCAUUAUGGGGAAAGUUCCUGUGUAUGGCACGCCCUGCCACACAUUGGACACUGUCAAGAUCGGGCAACAGGGCACCAAGAGAAUCCAGGCGAUGCUCCUCAGUUCUCUAAUUAUGGUGACAUCAGGGUUUAAGUGCAAGACGAUGUGUGCCGGUUUACCCGCGGCAUUUCUGGAACCGCUGUGCUCCAUCUCUCUGAUGGAGGACAGUGAGCUUCGGCAACAUGUCCUGGAGAUCUUGCACAACAUCAUCGAUCGUCAUGAUAACCGAGCCAAACUCCGGGGCAUAAGGAUUAUCCCUAAUGUGGCUGCUCUGAAGAUCAAGAGAGAAAAAAUAUCCAAACAAGAUAUAACUUUCAUGAAGAAGCAUGGACAGCAGUUAUACAGACACAUCUAUCUGGGGUGUAAGGAGGACGAUAACGUGCAGAAAAACUUUGAGCUCCUCUUUACAGCUUUGGCUUUGAUCACUAUUGAACUGGCCAAUGAGGAGGUGGUGAUUGACCUCUUGCGUCUGUCUCUCACCUUACAGGAUAUGGCCCUAACCAAUGAGGAGAGCAUGCCUAUGUUUAUUCGCUGUGGCAUCAUGGCGUUGGUCGCCGCUUAUCUCAACUUUCUCAGUCAGAUGAUUGCAAAUCCUGCUUUUUGCCAACACGUCAGUAAGGUGAUCGAGCUGAGGAAUCUAGAAGCUCCAUACCUGCUUCCUGAAAACAUUUUCAGAGAGAAGUGUGGGCUGCCAGACUCUCUGGAUCGUGAUGACACUGGUCUUUAUUUUCAGCCAGCUGAUCUGGCAGAGGCUCUUACUACUCUACCUGGAUAUAGUGUAGAGAGACUGGCUUUACCUUACAUUCCCCAGGUUACAGAUGAAGAUCGUAUGCAGCGCAGGAAGAGUUUUGUAGACACAAUUUCUCUCCAGGUUGACAUCAUUUCCAAUAGCUUACCUGAUCAGUCUCAUCUUGCAGAGGAGAUUACAUUUGAGACCCUGAAAAAGGCCAUUGAUACCACAGGCCUGGAGGAACAAGAGAGAGAGAGGAGAAGACAGGUGAUGGAGAAGUUCCAGAAAGCUCCGUUUGAGGAGAUAGCAGCACACUGCGAAUCCAAGGCAAACAUGCUUCACGAUCGCUUGGCUCAGAUAUUUGAACUCACCAUUCGCCCGCCUCCAAGCCCGUCGGGCACAGUGACCGUGACAUCAGGCCACGCCCAGUACCAGUCUGUGCCAGUCUAUGAAAUGAAGUUUCCUGACCUUUGUGUGUACUGAAUCAUGACUAUCACACGUCGCGUGACCACAUACUUGAUUCGGUGAUAAUCUUUUCAAAAGAUUAAAUCUUUAUUAGAUUCCACUCACCAAGCCUAAAUAUCUUGUAUAUAUUCAUGAUGCAAGUCAUGCCCAGGUAUAAUUCAGGCACUUAACCCCUGCAUUUUGCACCAAUCAGCACGCAAAGCUUAAUACCAGCCAUCCAAUCGUGCACCAGCUCUUUAGUGUCAUGUGAAUUAUUGUAAUGCGUGAAUUAUCGCUUCAAGAGCUCUUUUGAAAAAUGUUUAAUGGAAAUGACUUCAUUAACAAUUGAGGGACCUUAUAUGCUGCCAUUAGUAUAAAUGCUGGUCAAUCUCUUUUUUUCCGAAUCGUCAUUUGCACAUUAAGCCAUCAUCAGCAGAGAGAUUAACUCAUGACAAAUUUCUCCUAUGUAGAUUUUUCUGUACAAUAUAUAAUAUAGCUUAUUUUUGACAAAUCUAUAUAAUUUUAGAUGAAAUAACCGUUGUGUUCACUUUGCAUGGCUUGGUCGGUUCUUCUCAAUGUAAACUUCUGUGAGCCUUUAAUGUACAAAAUUAGCCUUUAAAGUCAAUGUUGUGGAUGUCAACGUGGACUUUAUUUUCUUAGUAAAUCACUAUUCCUCAUUUUGCCUUCACUGUGUCGAGAAACCAAAACAUUGGCUUUUUAUCACCAAAGAGCUCCGCCCACUCCCUUUCUUUAUGGCCACACACUGCCACCAAUCAAAUCGUGAGCCAAUCAGAAAUUAAAAACAGAGGGUGAGAAUACUGCAAUAUUUGUAAUAGGUGCAAGAAAAAUAUUUAAUAAUACUUGAUUUACUAAGAUUUCUAGCAGAUUGGGAUCGGAAAACUCUGGAGAUAAAUAUAAAAAUCCGAAAAUCUGCAUUCAUCAACCAGCUGCUUGUAAAUACAGUAGAAGCACAAGGGAAUUGUGAUGUGUUUUUGCUGUACUUGAGGACAAUUUUAGACAUUUAGACAAAUUUUGUGACUGUUAGCUCAAAUACAGUAAUUUUCUGGAAAUGUUUUCAUCCGUGCUUCCUGUGGUAGGAGAAGUGAACAAUUUCUGUUUAUCUGGUUAAAAUACGAAAAGCUUUUCAUGCUUUUAAAAUUUGCUGUAGUACGACUGGCUUUGCUUUGUAUUGUGAACGUAUUUGGUAUUUGGAUGGGACUGCAAGUUGGACAGAUAGAUGUGUUUUCUGCAGGUACGGCGUAUAUUUAUGGGUUGCUUAUUGUGGAUGAUGAAAUGUCUUGCAAAUCUGCGUUGUGGGAUUUGCAUGCACAGAAAGUAAAGAAUGUCUAUGAAGUAUUAAAAUGUCAAAGACGCUCAGUAGACUUAUUUUCUCUACUAAUUUACAUAAGCAAGAUAACAUGAGAUAAAGUCAGUAAUCGACAUCUGGUCGCUGUAUAUUUAUUUUCGUAAGUUGAUGCAUUUCAAUCGAGGUUGCCCUGCGAUCAUAAGUGUAAAAACUAUGUUCAAUGCUGUGAUGAAAUCAGGCAUAUGUCUGUAGAAAUGUGAAAUCACAAACUAAUGUAGAUCCAUGCAAUAUAUUUUUAUGUAAUACACAAUAAGAAUAUGAUGUUUCAUAAUGCGAGGCAUUUUAGACACAUCAUCUGUAAUGCGUCUGUAGAGAUGUGUGUGUGUGUGUGUGUGUGUGUGUUUUAAAGGGAUGUCCUAAGUCAUACACUUUUUUGCAUGCUGGUGUUGAAUUUUUUGUUAAAAUCUUAUAUCACAGUAAAGGGAAAUCAUUCUUACUGUAAAUGCUAGUUUCAUUUCUGUAACGUUUCAAUUAUGGUGCAUUGGCGUUUAUCAUAGGGUUAAAAUCUUUGUUAUAUCUAUAACCAUUUUUUUCUUUGUUAAUUGUUAGGAAAAUAAGGAAUAAGUUAAGUUGCAUUUCAUUUUUUUGGGAAUGUGUCAAUAUGGGACAGUAUGGAUGCGUGAAUGUGGUUAUGAUUGAUAUGGCAACAUCAUGGUAGAUUUUGAAUGUGUAACAUCGUGUGCAAUACAAACCACUGAAGUGUUGCUAUAUGAUUACAAAUGUUACUAUAAAAUCUUUUAGGUGUAAUUUAGCCAUAUCCAGGUUUCUUCAAAAUUGUCUGCCAUGUUAAUGUGCAAUGAGAUUUUAUGUAUGACGUAAUAGUCUUAAAUAAAGAUUUUGUAUUUAAA
Molecule: messenger RNA, 4815 nt
Organism: Paramisgurnus dabryanus
Lineage: Eukaryota; Metazoa; Chordata; Actinopteri; Cypriniformes; Cobitidae
Gene: efr3a
Product: EFR3 homolog A (S. cerevisiae)
Biological process (GO): protein localization to plasma membrane
Cellular component (GO): plasma membrane
Source: RefSeq, a predicted model, not a curated record